AUGUUGGAAAAGGUAUUAAAGUUUUAAGUAGUCACAAAAGGAGAGAAAAUACAUAACAUAAAGCCAUUGUUGCCAACAAUAAAAUUCAAUCUUUCUGAAAAACAAAAUAAUUACACAGAGAUGAUGGAUCAUCAACAAUCAAUGAAUCGAUACUCUGGAACUUAUCGUAGUAAUAGUUAGAAAAGAAAUUAGAUAAAGUCUAUCCGAAGAUCGAAGGGAGUGGGUUAUUCACAAUUGAUUGAUAAUUAUAAAAAUACUAGUAGAUAAUCUUAGGAGAAUCCCUUUUAAACAGAAUUGCUUAUAAAACAAUUUUAAAGUAUCAGAACCAAGGAGUAGCCUUCAGAAAGAUAAAACACAAUGAUGGAUUGUCCCCCACUCAAAUUUCACACAAUAGAGGCCACUCCUAAAAACAUAAGAUAUAAGUCACAACCAAAGAAACCAGAGCAUGUUGACACCGAGAUGAAAAUUACUCCAUAUGUACAUUAGAAUAAAAGAUAUUAAUGUGUUGAUUAUUACUACAUUGUUUGA
Molecule: messenger RNA, 528 nt
Organism: Paramecium tetraurelia
Lineage: Eukaryota; Ciliophora; Oligohymenophorea; Peniculida; Parameciidae
Exons: 1
Source: RefSeq, a predicted model, not a curated record